This is a messenger RNA of Phymastichus coffea, 5009 nucleotides long. RefSeq lists its product as uncharacterized. The coding region runs from base 56 to 4552 and encodes 1498 amino acids. NCBI's taxonomy places the organism in Eukaryota, Metazoa, Arthropoda, Insecta, Hymenoptera, Eulophidae. The record is from RefSeq and is a predicted model, not a curated record. Gene Ontology annotation, molecular function: protein binding. The transcript has 11 exons.
GUUCCAACUACACGAGAGAUUUAAGAUUGUCUGGCAUUAUGUCUGACUGUAGUGUAUGUGGAUUCCUUGUCUAUUUGAUGAACGUGAGAUUCUGGAAUCCAAAGAAGACGAAGACGAGUCGCAAGCAUCCUCAUUGGAGGAAGCUCGUGAGCUUGCACGUCGAAUGCACGACGAGUUAAGGCGUACUCUACUUUUCAUGUCGCGUCUGCAAGGACUGCCAGCACCACCAGGAAAACCAAUCCUCAUACCCGGCGAAGAAGAUUCACAACCAGAUGUCGUUGGUAUACGAUGGGAAAGAUCAUCGUCGAAUGGUGGUUCGGCCAUCAUUGGUUAUCAUGUGGAACAUCGAAAAAUGGGUACACCACAUUGGGUUCGAUCGGCACCAGUACUCUGUACUUUUCCUGAGCUGACGCUUAGUGGUUUGGAACCUGGCUGGAGAUAUCAGUUCAGAAUCAGGGCACAAAAUGCAUUGGGACUGUCGGAACCGAGCGAACUAAGCGAUCCGUUGACGGUUACGCUUCAAAGGACUACUUCUUUGGCGCCGAGGUUCGAUCGGGAUCUCAGGGAUUGCGUUGUACUGGAAGGACUGCAGGCUGAAUUCUUGGUGGUUUACGAUGGGACGCCUCUGCCAAAGAUAUCAUGGUUCAAAGAUGGUUUCGAAAUCUUUAGUAGUCGGCGCACGACAAUAACGACUGACAGCAACACAAGCACGCUUAUUAUUCAUACGACUUCGAUGGACGACGAGGGAGAAAUCAAGUGUUCGGCUACGAACCGAGCUGGUCACAUUAGCACUAGAGCUAAAUUAAUAAUCGAAGCACCUCCUCAUGUUCGAUUACCAAGGCAAUACGAUGAGGGUUUAUUAUUUGAACAAGGCGAGACGAUCAGACUGAAAGCAACAAAUGGUGGUCGGCCAGCACCAAGUAUAACAUGGUAUCAUAAUGGCGAGAUCAUUAUCGUCGAUUCGCGACAUCAUUUUGAGUCGAUCACCGAUAAUGAGACGAUCCUAAAAAUCACAGACGCCAAACGUCAGGAUCGAGGCGAAUAUUCCAUUAGGGCGAUCAAUAAACUUGGCGAGGAUGUUGCUUCGUUUUUGGUCACCGUCACAGACCGUCCAGCUGCGCCAGGAAAAACUGUAGUGAUGGGUACUUUAGGGAGAAAUGUUACGUUGGCGUGGCAGGAGCCUGAAGAUGAUGGUGGUUGCAAAAUUGGCACGUACAUCGUCGAGUAUUACAGACUUGGUUGGGACGUGUGGUUGAAAGCAGCUACCUCCAGACAAACAACUGCCACAUUGAACGAUCUAAUCGAAGGUUCAGAAUACCGUUUCCGAGUGAAAGCUGAAAAUCCUUACGGUCUUAGCGAUCCUAGUGAAGAAAGCGAUAUCGUAUUCGUACCCGAUCCAAAAAGAGGAAUAACAGAGCCGAAUAUGCGAGCAAAGUCGGCGAGUCAGCGUGACAUUCCGCGUGGACGUAGUGAGAGACGGGAAGUCAGUUUUCGCGACGCUUCCACGCCAAGAACCCGUAGCCUUACUCGUGAAGAGGCUUCGAAUCGUGAAGCCAUGGCUGCUUACGAACGAACUGUUUCUACUCAACGCCUCGGCACACCUGGACACUUACAACCACCUGUUAGACCUUCCAGGACUGACAGUCGAGUGACUUUUGCACUCGAUACCGCUGGCGGUGAAAACAGACGACAAUGGUCCAAAGAAAUGCUUCCACAGCCUGUAGAGUUUGAAAUUCUAGACCGAAACAAAACGCAAACAACAGUGAUCGUCACACCGAUCUUCAACGACUCGGGCGGUGAAACUUCUUAUCUAGAAUCGCGUUCUUGCUCGGUAUGUUACUCUCGUGAGCAUAGUCCAUCGCCUUUGGAACUCGAAGAAAUUACGGAAAGAGCAAUUCAGGAAAGAGUUGAAAGUAUGAAUCUAAGGUCACAGUUGAGUCCUCCACGUACUCCAAGGCGCAGGCGCAGUACUUCCGAGGUUCGCGACACUCACACAAGCUUAUGCAGCUUAAGGAGAGAUGAUGAGGAGAACAUGCUGCACGGUAGCUCGGAAUUCAUGCUGGUACUUUACCCCGGUGCAGAGGAUGGAAAGCAGCAUCAAGCGACGAGGAUGGAGAAAGAGAAGGAAGUGGCAGCGAGGAGAGAUAGUCGAGCGAAAAAUAUCAUAGCUGACAGAUUACCAGUAAGCCAUUCAACAAUUCAUGCACCAGGCGAAUCGGAAGAUGAAGAUUUAGUAGCACCACCACCUACAUCAUUCUCCCUUCCCGAACUCUUCAGCGCAGAGCAUCAAAUCAUUGAAAUCCUUCGCGAAGCAGUCAGCUCAACAGAACUUCUUCACGAACGUGCAAUGGAACGUUUCUACAAAGCAGUAGAAGCUGAAAAAUCCGCCGAGCAAAUAAAAACUCAAUUUGAUGCUACAUCGGCCGAACCAUAUCCGCUAUUCAAUCCACGUAUUCGACCAGUACGCAGAAGAUUAUCGAACUCGGGUGGUACUGCCUGGCAGUUAAGACGCGAUCGACGAAGAUCGAGCGAAGGACAAGCUAAACUAUCUUCAUCAUUAAAAAUUCCAGAUAUCUAUGAACCUUUGCAAAAUGUAUCAUCAGAUCCGAACUUACCGACAAGUGAAGAGGCGUUAGCUCAAAAGAAAUUAGACGCAUGGACGGACAAUAUUACAAGUUUAAGAGACAGUGCUGAACGGUUGAAGAGAUGGCAUGAAACGGGCAUUGAUCUGAGUCAAGAAAGAAAUGUAUCUGAUGUAAUUGGCAAAGAAAAGGCGCAGAUGAAUAAGGAAAGAGAAGAACUUUUGACCAAAUCAGAACUUAAUAUCAAAACACCAGUAGUAGGAAAAUUAGAAGAAGAAUACGAUGAAGUAACUCCGGAUACAGGUGAAAUCCUCGCCGAAGACAGCAUCGAAACCUCCGGGGUAUCUUCCGAAGGAGAAAGUACUGACAGUGAAGAUCUAAAGAAGUUAAAAGCUCGAAUAAUGGCCAUUCCCGUAGUAGAAGAAGAGGACACAUAUAAUCCUCGUGGUCGAAUGAUUACUAAUUUAGACUUGCCUGAUAUACCUCCUCCGGUACCACCACACAGAGUACCUUUGACUGACAUUGUUACGCCACCAGCGACACCUGAUAGAACUAAUUUAUCACCGACAAAUCUCACGCCUGCCUCAUCGAAUAGUGCCAUUGUGCCAAAGUCGAUAUUAAAAAAAAGGACUGAUAACGAGCCUAUAAUUGUUAAUCAACUUAUAAGACCUAUUCCACCGGAGAAACCAAUAAAACAGUCGAUAUCUUCCAAUGAAGAAUAUGAAGGUUUAAGUACUAGUUACAAGUCAUUGUCAAAUCUUAACUAUAUCAAUCUGGACGGAGCGACAGUUAACGAAAAUUAUAUGCCAACGCCCACGCCAGUGCCCUCUCCAGAAUCAUUGCCUUCUCCAGAAUUAAUAAUGUCUCCUAUCUCUUCAUCUCCAGUCGCAAGCACAUUGGAUAUUGACCGAGAAAAAGAAGCAGUCAUAUCGGCAGGCGAAGCUGCAGUUACCAAACGACGUCAAAUGAGACAAGGCUCCAAACAGUUGUCGACCGAAGAAGUAGAGGAAGAGCAACAAGAGGAAAGAAUGGCAGUUGUAAGCCAUUAUACAGAAAUCGUUAAACAAUAUUCAUCCCCAGAAUAUAGACAACGAUCGUUGAGUAGAGAUCGGGAACCCGUACGACGACCAUCGGAACCAAGAGUUGCAUCUCCAAUCAGAAAUCAAAUGACGAAUCAACCCAUUAUACAACGAGAAAGACUACCAAUGGUGAACCAACCUAGUUUACAAAAAGAAAGAUUACCCAUCACACCAGGUAAGAUUGUUACGCCGAUACCGCCGAUCAUCCCACUGAUACCAGGAGCGAAGAUAAUUGAACCGAUACCCCCUGUGAUGCCUACAACGCCUAUUCAGAAAGCCAAACCAAUCGAUCCAGCCGAGCAGCGUUCAAGACGUAGGAGUCGAGGAAAUUCCAUUGAGCCGGAAUUAAGAAGUAGACCAAGGAGACAGGAAUCCACUGACAGUAGACCUUCGCGAAAAAGUAGUAUCGCCAAUUCGCGAAGUACAACACCGACAAAAUUGAAGGUCAACAGUCGACCAUCAUCGAGAAACGAAUCUCCAAUACCAAGGUCAAGGAAUGUAUCGACAGACCGAAGCCGAGCAACGUCAGUAUCGAGGACUAAUAAAAAAUCAAAAAGUAGUCGACCAUCGUCUAGAUCUAGUUCGAAGGAUCGAUCACGUGCAGCUACACCAACAGAGGAAAAAUUAGAACGUUUGCAAAGGGCAUUAGAUGACAAAAGAGAUCGAAUGAGGCGAGCAUCAACUAAUGAAAUCAAGGUUAAAGAAGAAACCGAACGCAAAGUACGCUCGACUUUCAAUUACUUCAUUGACGUCGGUCUACUUCUCGCAGCUCUUUACGUAUAUCUUUUCAAGAAAGAAAUUCUUGCUGUGCCUAUCAUUGCAUUGCUACUGUUUAGAUAUAUUCAACAAGAGCUGAGAGGCAUGAUGCCGAACUGGUGGAGAAGACGCUGAUGACUUUUUUUUACUGUUUCCCAAGAUUGUUUUUUAUGUCUUUUUCUCGACUGUCAGAUUUUUUGGUUGGUAUUUUUUUUCAAACAUUCUUUUUCUUUUUAAUGAAAGAUAAUCACUUUAUUCAGAAACUAUGCGAUUUUCGAGGAUCAUCUAUUUUGAUUUCUGAAAAUGUUUUCUUUUUUAAUAAUUACCAUCUUGGAAACCUCAUUGUGUAUAUAGUAGGAAAUAAUUCAAGUUCAGGACUUUGGAUGAUAUUUAUGUCCGGGUCUAGUAUUCUUUUCAAAAAAGUUGUUUAAUUACGUAAUAUUUAUGAUUGUUGAAGCUUGUUGAAAAAACCAUAAUGUUUGAAAAUAAGUUUACCUAUGUUAAUUAUUAAAAGUGUCCAUAAAUGGAACGAAUAAUAUUUUAUAACAAGUUAUAGACACGAAAUUAAAUUUUAUCGAAAAAUGUAAUGAGA